AGUAGAUGCACCACUCCAACUGGAUCUCUCUGAAAGGUUACUUUGAUCGUCCAUCAGCUCUCGCCUGCUCUGAGAACCUGAUCCUUCCCUGCAAUGAGAGCAGAGCGUGAGAGAAUACACACUUUGGGAGAAGUCCUCCAUGGAGGUAGAUGGGAAAAGUUGCCGCCAAGGGAUCUUCCUGCUGCAAAACGUCCGUUAAAAGUCCGUUUACAUCUUUAAAAUUACUGAAAACUGGCAUGGAAAACCAUAGAUUUAUCUAACGGAAGGAACUACUAGAGGAAGUUCUCAAGAACUCUUUUUAAGGGCGUCGAACAGAGAAGGAACUAAAGAAGGUUUUGGUUUCCGAGCUGCAUUUCGGCCACUCUUUGGACUUGAAGCUCGGGGUUAGUGAGGGUCUCUAAAGAAUCAAAUCAAGCCCAAUAUCACAAAACACGUUUGUCGCAGUGGGCUUCACAGAUUAGAAACAAACAACAACAUUGAAGCCAUGGAUGAAUCCACAGAAGGUCGACAGGAAGUGAUGGAAAGCGAGGCUCUAGUCGAGUUCAGAGCAACGUUACAAGCCGCCAUCAGAGAGGUCCACGUUGACGUCAGUGCCUUCAAGCAACGCAUCGAGAAGAGGAUCGGAGAGCUGAUUAUUCCCAACGGACCUUUGGUGGAGGCGGUGAACCGGCUUCAGGAAGAGAACCAGCAACUCAGAGCCAAGAUGGAGGGUCUCGGCCGGCUGGUGGAGAGCAUCGCCGGGAUACAGAUGGAGAGGAAGGACAAGGAGGAGAGUUUAAAGAAUGGACAAAGAGAAGAAAGAGCGGGAAGAUCCGAGUGCAGCCAGUCGAUGUGUUCGGAGGUUUCGGGGUCCAGCGGAGGGUCGAACUCUGCUUCAACUAACAACCCAGCUCCACCUCCAUGGAGAGCAAAGAGACACGCUGAUACUAACG
Gymnodraco acuticeps is the source of this 932-nucleotide messenger RNA. Its product is annotated as endochitinase A-like. Lineage: Eukaryota; Metazoa; Chordata; Actinopteri; Perciformes; Bathydraconidae. The record is from RefSeq and is a predicted model, not a curated record.